CUUCUAACUGGGAAGGCUGUAUGUAGCUGAGAGCCACAGUUAACGUUAUGUGAUCAGAUGUGAAAACGCUGCCACAUGAGCUUUCGUGUUUUUACUUUUAAAUAACAGGAUACGCAUGGAAUACAAAACCAAAACAAAACUACAAGAUGAAAGCGUCCUAAAGGAAAAGCUCGGAGGCAAAACAGCGACUGACCAAAUAAUCACCGAGCUCUUGAAGUAACAUCACAUAGAACAGAACGAUAGUGUGACCUUUAGAAUUUCAAAACUUGUGAAAAAAUAACCAUUCAUUCUUUUUGCAUAUGGUAUUUUCUGAAGCAAUGUAUGUGAGGAAUACUGUGUUGUAAUCUGAAGAUUUUAAACUUGUGAAAGCCUGGAAAACGGACUCGCCUUAUUCUGCAUUCCCACUUCACAGUAUAAUAAAGCAGACGGUGGCGAUUCGAAUGAUGUAAUGAGCAGAAGGAAAAGUCUUGGACUAUUAAUAGUCAUAACUUUAUCUUUACAAGAACCCUCCUAACUGAUUGCAAUUUAAGGUUGGGAAAUUUCGAGCUGCAUGAAGAACCAAAGCGGUGCUGAAAAUGAUACAGGGAUGGAUCUAGCCCAGGCGCUUAGCGUGCUUAACAGAUCGCACGAAUCCAAUGACACAGGUACCCCACAAAUACCACCACACUCCCCUGCUGCUGCCGCUUUUAUCAUCCUGGUGGUCAUAGUAAUUAUCAUCCUGACCAUUGUUGGCAACGUGCUUGUGGUGGUUGCAGUGUUCACAAGCCGAGCUCUCAGGGCGCCCCAGAACCUGUUUCUUGUUUCUCUCGCGUCUGCUGACAUUCUGGUGGCCACUUUGGUUAUCCCCUUCUCCCUGGCUAACGAGGUGAUGGGCUACUGGUACUUCGGUAGCACCUGGUGUGGCUUCUACCUGGCUUUGGAUGUUCUCUUCUGCACUUCCUCUAUUGUGCAUCUGUGCGCCAUCAGCCUGGACAGAUACUGGUCAGUGACCAAAGCGGUGCGCUACAACCUCAAAAGGACUCCUAAAAGGAUAAAAUGUAUGAUUGCCAUAGUCUGGGUCAUAUCGGCGGUCAUCUCUUUCCCACCAUUGAUCAUUAAAAAAGAAGCAAAAAAUCAUGACUCUGAAUGCCUCCUCAACGAGGAAACAUGGUAUAUAUUAUCCUCCUGUGUAGUAUCUUUUUUUGCCCCCUGCGUAAUUAUGAUUUUAGUUUACUGUAAGAUCUACAGGGUGGCAAAGCAGAGGUCUUCGACUGUUUUUGUCGCCAAGAACGGAUUGGAGAGACAGCCUUCCCAGUCUGAAACCUGUUUCGUGCCUAAGGAUAAGUUUGAGAAUGAAAGCCCCAGUAGCCAAAGCUCGGGCAGCAAUCAGAGGCAAGAAGAGCUCGAGGACAUCGACCUCGAGGAAAGCACGUCAGAAAAUAAGCCCAGUAAGAACCCUCGAUUUCCUAAGAAUAGAAAGGUGGAAGGGUCGAGUUGCUGUGCCAAGCAAAACUGUCGCUUGUCCUGGGCUUCGAAUCGAGCCUCUCAGCUUUUCGUUGAGCAAAAGAGGAGACAUAACUCUGUUUCAAAGAACAAGGUGGCACAGUUGCGGGAGAAAAGAUUCACUUUUGUGUUAGCUGUCGUAAUGGGGGUGUUUGUGCUUUGCUGGUUCCCAUUUUUCUUCACGUACAGUUUGCAGGCAAUAUGUGGGGACAAAUGCAAUAUUCCCAAAACCCUUUUUGAUCUCUUCUUUUGGAUUGGCUACUGUAACAGUUCUGUAAACCCUAUUAUUUAUACCAUUUUCAACAGGGAUUUUCGCAAAGCUUUUAAGAAAAUCAUAUGUAUAACUGCCAAACGCACUUAGGGGGAAUUAAAAGUGAUUUGUCGUUAUUGCUGUUUAUUUAAGUUUGCUGAAGUUCAAUAAAUGUGCUAUCUAUUUCUAUUUGUAAUGGCUGUGUUUUAAAAUAAUGUUAACAAGUAUUUGUUAUAUAUUUGUAUACGGCUCAUUAUCUAUAAUACUGUGAGAGACAACUAUUUUUGUUUUGUUUUGUGUUGUUUUUGCGUUGAAAAGGGGAUAAUGAAACGAUUGAUAGUGUUAUUUUCAUGCUACUUAAUAGAACACAUUGAUUCAAUUUCCAAAAUAUGUAUAUGUAAUCAAUGGGGUGUUUACACCAAUGUUGACCUGCAUUCCAGCCCAUUACGCUUUAAAAUGUGCUGAAGUCUGCGUUUUUUUACGCACGGGCUUAUUCUACAAGUUGAAAAGCAUGUGUUAAUAAUAAACAAACUACACCGAAGUCCCAGGCCCUUCACAAAUCUGGCAGGAUGUAUAUAUUGCAAAAAACAAAUAUUUAAGAAUUAAACGUAAUCUAACCCAAUCGGUGUCCUUGUUUCUAUAUAUUACACUGCAAAGGGGCACGUUGGUUUGGAUUUUUCUGAGCAAAACAAAGGGUUGGUCAACUGCAGAUUUUAUCGCCAUCAUUAAAUAAUGAACUGAUUAGGACCUACAAAGAUGUCAAAUUAUUCAAUUAUGUCUUUAAGAGUAUAUGUGGAAGAAACCAGGAAGGCUCUAUAAUUCAAAUUGGGCACACCUGGUUUUACCUAAAAAAUAAAUACAUGGAUAAAGUAUUUUUAUAAUGAGUUGUAACAUAUGAUGUAGUGUUGCACUCAUCCAGAUCUCACUCACAAAAUACACUCUCAAGUCACAGCCUGUACCAUGUGUGAUUGAGAAGACCUGGUCAUGUUACAGUCUUUUAAAAUGCGUUGUUGGAAAAGGGAACAAAUACAAACUAAAAUAUGUUUGCAAAACACACAACUGCUUUAGAAAGUCAAUAUAACUCAAAUUUAGCUUUCUUGUCCAAAUGUGAUAAUUAUUAUUAUUAUUAUUAUUAUUAUUAUUAUUAUUAUUAGUCAUUUAGUAGACACUUGUAUCCUAAGAGUAGGCAGUGAACUACGCCUGAACAUUUGCUGCUCGGUUUUACAUCUCACCCGAAGGACUGAUCACAGACCUAUUGAAAAACACACAUAACAUACAGUAGCAACAAUACAUACAAGCUUUUCUACCAAUAAUAAUAAUACACAUGCUGCCAUUGCAAAACAAUUUUAUAAAUUUGUACUUGAGGUUAAUUACAUUAUAGUUUCGAGAAAAAGGUAUGCUUCAUGUAAAACAAUUUGCAUUCAGCGUAGUGGUGCAUUUUUAUUUAAAAAAUGUAAUUCCCUCUCUAGUACACCCAUGUUUGUUAACAACAGCUGUGCGUAUUUAGUGUAAAACAAAUUAGUUACAUGCAGAAUAAAAUGUAAGAUUACAAAACAUGUAUUUCAUAUCCAAAGUUUAUGAUGGACGUCCUCAGUCUGCAAGGAAAACAACAUCUGGGCAUGUGCAGUGCAAGGGAAAAUAGUCUAGGCAUGUGCAGUAUGCAAAGUAGGAACAUUUGAUAGGUAGCAUAAAUUGCACCAUUCCAGCACUGACUACAAACAGACAACAAUAGGAAAUGUGGGCAGCAUGCAGCGUGGCAGUCGACAUGUGGAUGUGAAUGAUUUAAGGCACACCCAGCAACAGCAACCCCGACAUAGGCAAAGAUAUGCUGAAAGGGUAUACCGGCCUCAGCACACAUAUGAGGAGCUCAGCAAUGAACAAGUCGUGUUCAGGUAUUGUCUCAACCGAGACAUGCUGACUCAUCUAUGUUACAUGCAGCAUGAUGACCUGGUGUGGCACAGGGCCCUCCCCUGUGUGUAUUAUAUUUUGUGUUCUAAUGUUGGUGUAUCGUCAUUAGUAAACGGGAUAUAAACAGGUCUGUGUAACACAAGUGU
Polyodon spathula (Mississippi paddlefish) is the source of this 3786-nucleotide messenger RNA. RefSeq names its product alpha-2Db adrenergic receptor-like. Gene Ontology annotation, molecular function: adrenergic receptor activity. Gene Ontology annotation, cellular component: membrane. The coding region runs from base 551 to 1843 and encodes 430 amino acids. The transcript has a single exon. Gene Ontology annotation, biological process: adenylate cyclase-activating adrenergic receptor signaling pathway. NCBI's taxonomy places the organism in Eukaryota, Metazoa, Chordata, Actinopteri, Acipenseriformes, Polyodontidae. The record is from RefSeq and is a predicted model, not a curated record.